GCCACGCUGGCCGUCAAACGGAUGUACGAGAGGGCGGUCAGCGCCCCCAGCAGCCCCACGCGCCUCAGCCGCUCGGGGAAGAGGAGCUGGGAAGAGCCCAACUGGCUGGGCUCCUCCUCACGCCUGCUCAGCCAGGAGGUGAAGGGCAACCUCAGCCGCUCGCUGCAGACCCUGCCCACCGAUGCGUCAGCUGCAGACACAGACUUUUUCCGACCCACCAAACCCACGGCAGCCGCCAAGAGGAGUCAGGUGGAGCUGAAAAAAUCCCGCCUUCGCCUGUCCCUGCAAGAAAAGCUGCUGGCUUACUACAGGAGGCAGGUGGCCAUCCCAGGGGAUGAGCAAGCCAAGGCCAAGCAGGCAGCAGUGGACAUCUGCGCCGAGCUGCGCGGCUUCCUGCGCGCCAAGCUGCCGGACAUGCCCCUGCGGGACAUGUACCUGAGCGGCAGCCUCUACGAUGACCUGCAGGUAGUGACAGCUGAUCACAUCCAGCUCAUUGUGCCUCUGAUGCUGGAGCAGAACCUGUGGUCCUGCAUCCCCGGGGAGGACACCAUCAUGAACAUUCCUGGCUUCUACCUGGUGCGGCGGGAGAACCCAGAGUACUUUCCCCGUGGGAGCAGCUACUGGGACCGCUGUGUGGUGGGUGGCUACCUGUCCCCCAGGGCUGUGGCUGACACCUUUGAGAAGGUGGUAGCCGGCUCCAUCAACUGGCCGGCCAUCGGGUCUCUCUUGGAUUACGUCAUCCGUCCGGCAGCUCCCCCAGCAGAUUUGACACUGGAAGUCCAGUACGAUCCGGGACGGCGUCUUUUUAUUGACUUCUUACCAUCCCUGACGUUGGGUGACAUCAUCCUGGUGGCCAAACCCCAUCGAUUGGCCCAAAAUGACAACCUGUGGCGACUGAGCCUGCGGCCGGCGGAAACGGCUCGGCUGCGGGCCCUGGACCAGGGCGAUUCCGGCUGUCGUUGCUUGUGCCUGAAGAUCUUCAAAGCUGUCUGCAAGUCCCACCCAGCCCUGGGUCACCUCACUGCCAGCCAGCUCACCAACGUCAUCCUGCACCUCUCCCAGGAGGAGCCUGACUGGUCCCAGGAGGUGCUGGCCGAUCGCUUCCUGCAGGCGCUGAAGGGGCUGAUCCGUUACUUGGAGGCGGGUGUGCUCCCCAGUGCUCUGAACCCCAAGGUGAACUUGUUCUCAGAGCUCACCCCUGAAGAAGUGGACGAGUUGGGCUACACCCUCUACAGCUCUCUCUCAGAGCCAGAGGUCUUGCUGCAGACGUAA
This is a messenger RNA of Merops nubicus (carmine bee-eater), 1272 nucleotides long. RefSeq names its product mitochondrial elongation factor 1 (gene MIEF1). Gene Ontology annotation, cellular component: mitochondrial outer membrane. The transcript is spliced from 4 exons. The annotation marks the transcript as partial. The record is from RefSeq and is a predicted model, not a curated record. Lineage: Eukaryota; Metazoa; Chordata; Aves; Coraciiformes; Meropidae. Gene Ontology annotation, biological process: mitochondrion organization; positive regulation of mitochondrial fission.